Messenger RNA from Anthostomella pinea, 1218 nucleotides. The record is from the annotation of a GenBank genome assembly. NCBI's taxonomy places the organism in Eukaryota, Fungi, Ascomycota, Sordariomycetes, Xylariales, Xylariaceae.
AUGACCACCCGGUUCUUCGUCAACCCCACCCAACCACUGCGGACUGUUGAUACUCAGGGGGAACUGUUCGCGAGUCUUACCCGGAUCAUCGAACUCACUCCUCCUGACCAUCACUCUACCCAAUGGGCUUACCAAGGCCUUUACGGGGGUCCUACAUCAAUUGCGUACGCCUUAUACCGACUAUUUCAGCUGUAUCCGUACUUGGCAGUCAAGCAUCAGUCAUUGCUAGGGUGGGCGCACGACUACCUCAAGAUAUACUGCGACGAAUAUGGCCUCGACGAAUAUGGCCUCGACGAAUAUGGCCUCGACGAAUAUGGCCUCGACGAAUAUGGCCUCGACGAAUAUGGCCUCGACGAAUAUGGCGACAACGUCCUAUUCGCGCCUACGCCGAAUGACUGCGGAAUUUGCAACAAUACGCUGGCUCAAGUGGCCCUGAGUGCAGUCAUGUUGGGAGAUACCAUUUACGUCAGGAAGCUCUGUUCGUACGCAACUGCCAUCAACUCACCGGACGAAUUUGGAAAGAACAGUUGGUGGCGCGGCCGAGCGGGCUACCUGUACUUCCUGAGACUCUGCCGCGACAAGACGGUUGAGCGAAUCCUGGCAGGGUACCAAACAUGGAUGUCCUACCCAGGCGACGAUCCCCACGACGAGUUUACCCUUCUGGGAGCGGCACAUGGCACCAUGGGCAUCAUCUGUCAAAUUGUCCUGUCGAUGCCGUCAGUUGCUCCGACGCUCCAAAAGGCGCUUGCCGAUAUUCUCACACACCAAUGCGAGAGCGGAAAUUUCCCUGCCGUGCUGGCACUUUUUCCGGAAGAUGAGCUUGUGCAGUUCUGCUCUGGUGGCCCUGGAUACGUAAUCUCACUACGAUCGCUAUUGCCGCACUUCCCAGACCUAAGAGAACGCAUUCAAAACGCAAUGAGAGCCGCUCAGUCGGAUACCUGGCGAAGGGGUCUGCUGACGAAGAAGCCGUGUCUGUGUCAUGGAAUCGCUGGCAACGCUCUGGCCCUGGACGACGACAACCAGUUUUUCCACAUGCUGUCGUUCACGGGCAGUGAUCAGAUGGAGCAGAUGGAUAGAUUAUUGGGUCGUGAAGACCGGGACGACCAGGAGGCUUACGCCGAAGUUGGUCUUUACGAGGGUGAAGCAGGUCGAGCUUGGGCUUGGGCUAUUGCGGACAAGGGUCUCACCAGGACUUUCAUUGGGUAUAACGAUGUAUAA